GCUCCGAUACAUGGAACAGGUAAAUAGACCAGAGCAGAAUAGUCAUUGGACAGAUCUGUUACGGCACAGUCACAGCAGAUUCUGCAGAGCAUAAGGCCUCUGGACACCGAACCUUUUCAGGGCAGACUUCCUCACAUGCCUACAUAAUUCCCCAAAAUCAUGGAGAAAGUGAUUUUGAUCCUAUGUCUCUCAAUUUCCUGUUACAUGGCUAAUGCAUUAUCUCCAUUGCACUCUAAUCGUAUGGGAGAUAUCAGGAGGCCUCUUCCCGUGGGGCAAAGAGUCGAUGGAUUUCUGCUCUUGGAUACACCAGUCAGGUAUUACUUUACAGUGAACAAAACUCAGAGUGCAGUAACCAUAAGAGUGACUCCCUGUGAAUCGCCAAUCUUGUGGACGGUGUCUGUCCUCUCCACUCAGGAUUAUUCUGAGCACCUCAUUCCUCAAAAAAAGUAUCAUCACAUAGGCCCUCAGAGAAUAUUUGUUUUCAAAGGAAAUGGAGAAGAAUCAUUCUCAUCCAAAGUGAGGUCCGAUGGCUAUUACUUUCUUGAUUUCAUGUCACUCGAAUCCGACACAAGUAUACAGGUCUUUGUCUGGAACCAAGGGGAUCAAUCUGUCCCAUGGCCUAGACUCCCAGAAAAUCCUCGGGUACAUAUCGUUUCAGUAGAAGAAAACAAAAUUGAUUUGUCUUGGGAACAAAGCUUGGGGCCUGCUAAGGCUGAGUUUGAGUACUGCUUGUUUAUCAAUAGGAAACAUAACUACAAGACAUUGUGUGCGACUGAGCUAGAUGCAAAGAAUGAACUUGAAUAUCAUCAAGACAAUUUAGAUACCAAAGUAAAGAAAUCACUAAAUAUAAUUACGGAGAAGUCCAAAAGGAAAGAAUAUUUUUACCCAAAGUCCUAUGUGAAGGUUUCAGAUAUGGUGGAAGAUGAUAACUUUUUGUCUUCUAAAUCUUUGGCUGGAGGUCAAAGAAUGUGUGUGGGGACUUCCCUAAAUGCUACUAUACAUGAUCUAAGACCUAAAAGCCUUUACUAUGUUGAUGUCUUUGCCGUGAAUCCUAAGGAUGGUACUAGUGUGGCUUAUACUGGUACUUUUGCUGAGACCAAAUCCCAAAAAAUAACCCAGAUACCAAAACUUCCUGAUGAAGAAAUGGUGAACAUUUUUCUGAAACGUAAAGGUGUUAAAAUAAUGAGUAUCAAUCCAUCUAUCAAUAGAUUAAGAUGGCUUUUUGUCCAUUCCUGCCUCUAUAAAGCUCAUAUACAAAUCAUGGUAAAUGGUCGAAUAGAAGUUUCUAGAAGUGUGCAAGGAGCCCACAAUUUCAAACUUCUUGGAAAUCCAAUGGAUAACUUUAUCAUUAGCUUAAAAUCAAGUAAAGGAGGUGCAGGCUUGGUGAAGCUCUUUACUACUACUGCUCAUAAUCAUUUACCAUUUUCCAACUUACCUCCUGACAUCAACUUGUCUGUAUCUAAGAGAUCAUGCUCUUCUGCCACAGUGACCUGGACAGGAACUGGUCCUGGAAUCAAGUACUGCAUCUACGUCAGACACCUAAAGCAUCAUUUGGAUCUGAAGCUGAUACACAAACAUCAGAACAGCUGCCUAAACACUAAUGCUAGAUCAAGGACUGAGAAAGUUGUUUGUCGACAGGCUGGAAGUCAAACUACUUUGGAAGAGCAUAUAACAGAUUUGAAACCUGGCAAAACCUAUCUCAUUGAUCUGUACUUUAUUGGCCUCCAUAACAACACAAUAAAGUUCCCAAGUCAGGUUGUGAAGGCUCAGGAAUGGUGUACUUAAGUUGAUUAGGAGGAAACCUGACCUUAAGAACCUUGCUGUCUGCAUUCUCACUUAGCAAUUACUCACUUAUCACAUACAUACUCUUAUAGAAUGAUGGUUAAUAUUACUGGGUGACUAUUUCUACCUUUUAAUUGCUAAAAUAUAAAAUAUACCUUGAACAUAAGCAGGUGGUGGCUGCUGUUAAGACAAUGAGGAGCAGAUUUAUUAAACAAAUGACUGUAAAUAAGUGUGUUGGAAACAUACCCAGAUUCCUUACAUUGGUUUCUAUCUGUCUCUGAAGGACUCAAUGUGUAUUAUAUAUACAGCUCAUUUAUUUCGAUAUACAGUCAUGUGAAAAAAUUAGGACACCCUUUGAAAGCAUGUGUUUUUUUGUAACAUU
Molecule: messenger RNA, 2164 nt
Organism: Bufo gargarizans (Asiatic toad)
Lineage: Eukaryota; Metazoa; Chordata; Amphibia; Anura; Bufonidae
Product: protein NDNF-like
Exons: 4
Coding region: 160-1785 (541 amino acids)
Biological process (GO): extracellular matrix organization
Molecular function (GO): protein binding
Source: RefSeq, a predicted model, not a curated record